AUGUUUUUUCUCUUAAAGGCUCUUCGAAGUGCUAUCGAAUCCUCCUCCCAACUUCAGCUGGUUAUUUGCGAUGGACCCCCGAGCCUGGUUUCCUGCCUAGCCGGUGUGUAUGAGCCCGAACAAACGUACCUUGCUAGUCCCCUGGGCGGCGGAACAUCUCCAUUUGGCAGACGGCGACUGCGCACAACUGGAAGCUCCGCCUCUGUAAUAGGGGGUUAUGGCAACAGCGGGGUGGGUAGCACAGGAAGCUUGGCUGUCAGAGAUCACUACUAUCGUCUUCUAGUGGCAGCCGUCUCAGUGGACCCGAGCGAAGACGAAGCGGGUGACGAGGAUGAUGUAGAAGAAGAAGACGGUGUAGAAGAGCGGCCUGAAGAGGAGGUCAGAGAGGCGCCGGGGCCGGUUGUUCCUGCUCAUGAACUUGUAGGCGGAAACCAAGGUUUAGCAAGGCCUGGGAAACGGAAGGUGGAUGGGAGCAAGGACGAAGAAGAUGAGAUCAAUAAAGACAAUCUGGGUGUAGUGAGGCGGCGAGGUCAGUUACUAGCAGAGCCUGAAAUGGAACAGUGGACGAGUGACACGAGCACGAGGAAUUCACCUUUGCAGCACCAGAAAGCCCAAGUGAUUAAUUAUCAAUCUGUAGCUAGUUUGGUUGACUUAAUCGAAAAAUAA
Protopolystoma xenopodis is the source of this 666-nucleotide messenger RNA. The record is from the annotation of a GenBank genome assembly. NCBI's taxonomy places the organism in Eukaryota, Metazoa, Platyhelminthes, Monogenea, Polystomatidea, Polystomatidae.